AUGGAGUUUCGGACUCUGGAGUUCGGGCUCAAUGCUGUUGCUUCUCAGGGCGUGACCCUGAAUAUGUACGAAAAAGUUUCGUUAGACGUUGCACUAGUAAAGCUGAAGAAGAAAGCCAGCGUUGAACGAGAACUGUUCUUCUGGGGGAAACUUUGUUGUCAAGAAACGGAUUACUACAUCAGCUAUGUCGUGGAAGACGAACAACCUUCGUACCCAACCAAAAAGUUCUACUACAGUACCGGCGAAUUCGACUUUCGCGAUCUGCCCAUACUAACAGACGAGCAAAAGAAGCAACUUGAUGCAGUGGGCAACAUCUUUCUGAUUGGUGUUCCGAAUCGAGUCAUAGAGCUCGGGAACGAAGAAGGUUCAUCGCACCACCGUGUCGCUUUAAAUGAGGUUCAUGCCCUUAGUCAUCGCGUAUCUCGGAUCGACGACUCAACAGCUGUUGUUCCUCGAGGGGCCUUUAGACUAAAGUUCGGAAACAAAAUCGCCCCUGCUCCGGAAUUCAAAGGUUUAAGCUUUGGCGAAGCUCAGAAAAUUUCUUCCUGGGUUCAUUUCCGUCCAGCAGAAAACCUUGAGAAUCUCAAGGCUCUUGCGUCCACAGAUUACCAGUUUCACGCUGACUUUCUGGAGACUCUGGAGAGUGAUGUGCCUAAAGGUAGCUGGUCAGUUCGGUAUGACCCAUCUUCAAGUACGGUCACAGUCCGCAGUCUUUUGUGGCCGGGGUACAUCGCUUAUUGCGUUCUGAACACAAAUUUCUUCGGCGGUGUCUACAUCGGAAACGGGGAACAAAAUUUAGAUCUUCCCUUCCUCCUCCCGUGA
Molecule: messenger RNA, 822 nt
Organism: Toxoplasma gondii ME49
Lineage: Eukaryota; Apicomplexa; Conoidasida; Eucoccidiorida; Sarcocystidae
Product: Radial spoke head protein 9, putative
Exons: 8
Coding region: 1-822 (273 amino acids)
Biological process (GO): cilium movement involved in cell motility; axoneme assembly; motile cilium assembly
Cellular component (GO): axoneme
Source: RefSeq, a predicted model, not a curated record